This is a messenger RNA of Linum trigynum, 978 nucleotides long. NCBI's taxonomy places the organism in Eukaryota, Viridiplantae, Streptophyta, Magnoliopsida, Malpighiales, Linaceae. The record is from the annotation of a GenBank genome assembly.
AUGGGAGUCUCUCCCAGCGCCUUGAAAGAGUUUUACGUAACCAGGAGUGGAUCAGAAAGUUCCCAGAUACCUUAUCAACAAACCUUCCCAAGCUCCGCUCGGAUCAUAGACCAAUUCUCAUCUGCAGUGACAAUGAUCAUAACCCUCCUAGGCAGGAUCUUUAAGCGCAUCUUGCACGUUGGAACAAAGAGGUGUUUGGAAACAUUUUUUUGGAGGAAAGCUAAACUGUCAAAGAAGCUUACCUGCCUGGAAAUUCAGAACGAGACGGCAGCAAGUGAAGCAUCCCUAAGACGAGAAGGGCAGAUUCGGGAGGAACUUCAGCAGACUUUAUGGCAAGAAGAACUCAUGUGGCUUCAGAAGGCGAGGGCCAAUCAGAUUGUGAAUGGGGAUAAGAAUACUCAUUACUUCCAACAUGUUUCUCUCACGAGAUGCCGGAAAAAUAGAAUAACCAAAUUACAACAAGAGGAUGGGACUUGGAUCAAGGAUCCGAAGAUGCUGAAACUUAUGGCCAGAGAGUUCUAUGUCCGGCUCUACUCGGAUAACAACAUGGGGCAGCAAGAUAUCCCAUCACUUUUCAAUGUUUUGACCGGGGCAAUGACAUCGCACCUUGCCGCCAACCCUCCUCCCGAGGAGACGUAUCAGAUAAUCAAGGAUAUGGGAGGGCUAAAGGCACCGGGGAAGGAUAGUUUUCAUGCUACCUUCUACCAGAAAUGCUGGGACAGGGUGAGAGUUGAUUUCCAUGACCACAUUGUUGAUUGUUUCAGGAACCCGGAGCGGAUCAAGAGGUGCAAUGAAACCCUUCUAGUGUUGUUGUCCAAGGUGGAUUCCCCGAAGCAAGUAGCUCAGUUCAGGCCCAUUGGCCUCUAUAACGUGAUCUACAAGGUCCUGGCAAAGUGUCUGGCGAAUCGGCUCAAAAUUUUUAUGCCUCAGCUUAUCAACCCGAGCCAGUCAAGUUUUGUCCCGAAGAGACAUAUCUGA